UGACCCUUCCACGAUCGCGGCGCACCAAUUGGCCACGCCCUAGACGACAGGCUCGUUGACAUCAAUCUCCUCCGUGACAGACUUCCCAUAGCUGCUUUAUAUACCUUUAUUGUGCAAAUAUCUGCUCUCUGAAGUCUUGUUCACGCAUCACUCCUGAAGCCGACGGCAAUGGGUGACCAUGGGGAUGGAAAUAUCAAGGUCGUUGUCCGCGUAAGGCCACUGAACGCGCGAGAAAUUGCCCGGGGCGCGAAAUUCCUUAUUCGCAUGCAAGGAAAUCAGACCUUUCUAGAUCCUCCUGAUGAAAAGGAUGCUAGUGGGCGCGCCACGGAGCGUAAGACAAUGGCCUUUACUUUCGACAAGUCUUAUUGGUCAGCUGGUGCUCGUAAUGAUACCAACUACUGCAGCCAGCAAACCCUUUACGAUGAUCUUGGGAAGGAACUCCUUGAGCAUGGAUUUGCUGGCUUCAAUGCGUGUAUCUUAACUUAUGGCCAGACUGGUUCCGGAAAGUCUUACAGUAUGAUGGGAUAUGGCGCUGACAAAGGGAUUAUCCCUUUGACAUGCGAGGAAUUGUUCAGACGAGUGGAAGAGCAAACUAGUGCGGAUCCGAACCUAGCUUUCACUGUGGAAGUUUCAUAUAUUGAGAUCUACAACGAGAAGGUCAAGGACCUCCUCAACCCAAAAAAUAAGGGCAAUUUAAAAGUUCGAGAACACCCAAUUUUGGGACCCUACGUCGAAGAUCUGUCGAAGCUUAUGGUGUCGAGUUACACCGACAUGAUGACACUGAUGGAUGAGGGGAAUAAGGCGCGCACUGUAGCGGCGACUCAGAUGAACGAGACGUCAUCGCGGUCGCAUGCCGUAUUUACGCUGGUGCUGACGCAAAAGCGAUGUGACGUUGAGACAAAUCUUGAUACCGAGAAGGUUUCUCGUAUCAGUCUGGUGGAUCUUGCCGGUUCUGAACGAGCGAACUCCACGGGAGCCACAGGGACACGGUUAAAGGAAGGAGCAAACAUCAACAAGUCUCUAACAACUCUUGGAAAUGCUGACCCUAAAGGCGCAAAACCUAAGAAAGCCACUCAGGACUUCAUUCCGUACCGCGACUCUGUCUUGACAUGGCUGCUAAAAGACAGCUUAGGAGGGAAUUCAAAAACUGCCAUGAUAGCUGCAAUCUCUCCGGCCGACUAUGAUGAAACACUGAGUACACUUCGAUAUGCUGAUCAAGCGAAGAAGAUCAAGAACAAGGCGGUUGUCAAUGAAGACCCCAAUGCCAAACUCGUGCGCGAGCUGAAAGAAGAGCUCGAAAUGUUGCGAGCCCGUGUUGCCAGCGGUGGUGGCGGUUCUGGCGGAGAAGCCACGUUUGAUCCGACCAUACCAGCUUCCAAGCAAAUGGUUACAUAUCAAACCAAGGAUGGUCAGACGAAGACCGUCUCGAAAGCGAAACUUCAAGAACAACUGGAAAGCAGGGAGAAGCUCAUGAAGAGUCUUAAUGAGACGUGGGAGGAGAAGAUGCAGCGCACCCAAGAGAUUCAUAAGGAGCGCGAACAGGCGCUAGAAGAACUUGGAAUCACUGUAGAUAAAAACAACGUUGGUGUCCAUACUCCAAGGAAGAUGCCUCAUUUAGUCAACCUGAACGAAGAUCCUCUGAUGAGCGAAUGCCUGGUUUAUCAGUUGAAGCCCGGUCGCACCACGGUUGGAAAGCUCGACAGUGAAACGCCUUCAGUAAUCCGUCUCAGUGGCUCGAACAUACUCGACGAGCACUGUUAUUUCGAGAACCGGGAGGAUCUUGUCACGCUCCAUUCCUUAUCAGGCAGCAUAACUCUGGUGAAUGGGAAGCAAGUUGAUCCUGAUCACCCAAUAAGAUUGCGUUCAGGAUUUCGAGUUAUCUUGGGCGACUGCCAUGUUUUCCGGUUCAAUAAUCCCGUGGAGGUCCGGAGGCAGAGGGACCGCGCGAAGACUAGCAUGCACGUUGUCACUUUCUCUCAGGAUUUAGAAGUGCUUGGCGAACGUCCAGCAUCUCCUGCUGGAUCUGCGUCGUCUCAGCAGGACGUAGAUUGGAUGUUUGCCCAACGGGAAGCUGCUCUAGCGCGACUGCACGGACUGGAUCCAGGAUUAGAUAGUCUCCCAGAUGAGGACCUGAACAAACUCUUUGAUCGCAUCACGAAGCUGAAGUCUAGCCGGGAGCAUCACUCUUCUGUUAAGGGAGAUCGUCCCGAAAGUCGCAUGAGCACCGUGGAAGACAUGUGGAGCGAACCGGGACGUCCAUUUUCCCAUGAUGCAUUCACGGAUGCUACCAGCCUAGACACUAGGGCAAAUGGUUCACCGGAUCUGGACGGCAUAACGGAGCUUCAGGGGCAAUUGGACGCCAACAAACAAGAAUUCGAAGCUAGGCUCAGCGCCAUACACGAUGCUGACACGGAGGAUAUCAGAGCAGAGAAGGAGAACAUGGAAACUCAGCUUAGAAUGGUGCAAUUGCAGAUGAAGCGACUUCUGGACCUCCGGGCCCGUGGAGUCGCUGCAGACAGUGCAGAAUUUACGGCCUUCGAGGCUACAAUUUACUCCGCCAGACAAUUGCGUUUGAUUCGAAAGGUUCUUGACCGAUGGAGAGCUCACCGAUCAUUCUCAAUGGCUGAGUCCAUCCUCGCUCACGCGGUGACAGUUAAGGAGGCUAAUGUCAUAAGUAAAACCUUGGACAAACACAUCACCUACAAUUUUACGAUUGCAGCAGGAGGUGCAUUAGCAGCCCCAGCAUCCGCACUUCUGUCCAUAGCCGGAUUAGGAGAAAUAGGGAAUGUCACCGAUCCUGCUCUCGCGUCUGCCACUCAACCAUCUGUAGGCGUGAAGGUCCUCGAUAAGAAGCAUAAUGCGGUGUAUGUCUGGUCGUUGGACCGUCUACAGCAACAAGUUCAACGAAUGCGGAACCUUAGCGCUUUUAUCGACCGACCAUCCUACUCCCAACAUUUUGCAUCAGAGGAGGCAUUUUAUGAUAAUCCAGCCCCUGAAUACUCUUUCGUAGGUAACGCUCUCAUCUGUCUUGCCAAUUUAGUCCGAAGAUUGUCUUCGACGUCCACCGUCCCAAUAUUCUGCCGUUACACCUCGGAAGCCAUCGGAUCGUGCAGAGUUGACGUUCGGACGGUGAAUCCCCCAUCCGCUUUGCGCUCUCCAAACGGCUCACUACCUCAAAGCCGCGCAUCUUCUCCUUUGCCUGGCGCCGCUCCUACUGGCUCAAAACUCAGUUUUUUCCUAACGGUUGACAAUGUGAAAGGACCAUCUUCCCUUGACUUCUCCGCAAUCCACCUUCAAGUUCGACUUUCCGCGUUCUUGGGAACAUCACUUGCUACCGAGGAGGUGUUUACCUCGAACUCUGUAGAUCUGGACACUUCGGUGUCUUCCGAACUUAGAUUCCGUCGAAUGUUUUCGAUCGCCAUGACCAAUCGGGUGAUUAACCACCUUCGUGAUGGCUAUGCUCCAAUAGAGUUCUUUGCGAUCGUCAAACCGCAAUAUCUUGAACGGUUAGAGCGGUGGGAUGAAAUUCGUGAACAGCGCAUAACACGUGCUCCCCCGGAAUCAUCCUCAUCCUCAUCAGUAUCCUGUGCUACCUCGAAUUCACCCCAACCCCCCAUGCCCUCUGCAAUGCGCAGAUCUGAGAACGAUUUUGUCGCAGAGCAGGCCCAUGACGUUACUGUCUGGCUUCGGAUAUUGGAGUUGACAGCGAAUGGCGAAUACAGACCAGUACCUGUUCGCUCACAAGGUUACUUAGAUCCCGGUUCAUUUACAUUGCACCAGGGAUUACAGAGAAGAAUCCUACUGGUUCUCACCAGUAACUCUGGUCGCCAACUGCCGUGGUCCCUUGUUUGUCGAAUACGAAUUGGGAGGAUUCGCUUGCUAGACGAGAAAGGACGUCUACAGGACACGGCAUCGAAGGACUUGUGUGAUCUUAAGAUACUCCGGCACCCCUCCGUUGAGUAUCGGCCAGAUGGUACUGGCUCUCUAACUGUAGAGGCGUUGUGGGAUUCUGGAGUUCAUGACUCGCAUCUCCUUAAUCGUGUCACGGCGCCAAACCAGAGAGUGCUAUUGCAGCUACAUUUCGCAGUUGACAUAGACACAUGCUUAGACCCAGCAACGUUCAAUAUGGAUUUUGCCAUUGUCAUGCAAGGUCGUGAUGCCAAGCCUCCAGGGAGGCUUGUGAAUAUGCUUACGUCAACGAAAGCAUUGUCAAAGACUAGCACCAUCUUCAGCCUCCGACUUACUCCUCCGCUGACAAGGUCAGUGAAAGACCUCUGGCGACUGGAUACUUCAGAGAAGUACGUCCGAGGCGAAGAAGUGCUCGGGUCUUGGAAGCCUCGUGGGAUUUCCGUCGUUGAAGACUACGUACGAUUAGAUUCCACGGAACGAAGAGCAGCGGACGUACAUGCUGUUCGUGCGGUUCUAGCUUCGCUACCACCAUCCUUCUUUUCGGUGUCCAACGCCGACCGGUUUUGGAACAAAGACGAACUUUUACACAAGGUUAUCGAACUAUGGAAGCGGCGGUUUGGCCAUCGUGGACGCCCGGAUCUUACCCAGUUUCCCACUGAAGAGGGAACGCCUCGCCCCGCAUUGAAGCGCAAACACGCCCCUCUGGAACCUGUCAAACUGGUAGCCUCCACAAAACUUGUUCCUCGAACCGAUGGUGCAACCAAGAAAGGGCAUCUUCUCAUACUUGCCGAUGCGGGCGAAAAUCUAUGGGUAAGAAGAUGGUUCGUUCUACGGAGGCCACAUUUAUAUGUAUAUGCACACUCUAAUGAACUAGAUGAAGUCGGAAUAAUCAGUCUCAGCGGCAGCGGAGUCAAAGUGGAGCGCAGUGACAACAUGGAUGCUCUCUUUGGCCGCAAGCAUACAUUCACUUUAUUUACACCAUCGAAUUCCCAUGCGCUAGCCGCACCUAAUCCCAAUGAGCUUCAACUAUGGAUAACCAAGAUCGAUCCAACACAGAUACCCACCUACAAUGGUCACCCUCAUUGA
Cantharellus anzutake is the source of this 4995-nucleotide messenger RNA. RefSeq lists its product as uncharacterized. Gene Ontology annotation, cellular component: kinesin complex; microtubule. The transcript is spliced from 24 exons. The coding region runs from base 169 to 4995 and encodes 1608 amino acids. Gene Ontology annotation, molecular function: microtubule motor activity; ATP hydrolysis activity; microtubule binding. The record is from RefSeq and is a predicted model, not a curated record. NCBI's taxonomy places the organism in Eukaryota, Fungi, Basidiomycota, Agaricomycetes, Cantharellales, Hydnaceae. Gene Ontology annotation, biological process: microtubule-based movement; cytoskeleton-dependent intracellular transport.